Messenger RNA from Priapulus caudatus, 4908 nucleotides. RefSeq names its product FERM domain-containing protein 3-like. Bases 37 to 1497 code for a protein of 486 amino acids. The record is from RefSeq and is a predicted model, not a curated record. The transcript has 11 exons. Gene Ontology annotation, cellular component: cytoskeleton. NCBI's taxonomy places the organism in Eukaryota, Metazoa, Priapulida, Priapulimorpha, Priapulimorphida, Priapulidae.
UGGCUGGACGGCCUGUGAAGACCAUCUUUGAGGCAGAUGAAAGGUCAUGAGCCGUACAUCUUCUGCUUCCGAGUUAAGUUCUAUCCGCCGGACCCGAGCAAGCUGCAGGAGGAGAUCACGCGCUACCAGCUGUUCCUGCAGAUGCGCAGGGACCUGCUCCACGGCAGAUUGUUCUGCUCUCCCAGCGACUCAGCCUGGCUCGCCGCGCACGUCAUACAGUCUGAGCUUGGAGACUACGACCCAGACGUACAUCAGGAGGGAUACGUGUCAGAGUUCAAGGUCCUGCUGAAGCAGACACCCAAGCAGGAGGAGAAGAUUGCUGAGAUUCACCAAGCUCAGCUCAGCGGUCAGACUCCGGCCACGGCCGAACUCAACUUCAUCAAGAAGGCAUCGGCGUUCGACACGUAUGGAGUUGACCCUCAUCCUGUGAAGGACCAGAAAGGCAGUCACCUGUAUGUGGGCAUCACCCACACUGGCAUCAUGACCUUCCAGGGAAACAAGAAGACACACCAUUUCAAAUGGCCUGACGUGCAAAAGCUUCACUUUGAAGGCAAGAUGUUCAUCAUCCACCUGACGUAUAAUGAGAAGAAGCAUGCAUGUGGCUUCAAGUGUCCGACCGUCGCCGCCUGCAGGCAUCUGUGGAAGUGCUCCGUCGAACAGAAGACAUUCUGGACGGUUCCCAGCUCACGGGAGGUGACGACAUUCUCUUCCGGCUCCUCUACCCUGAUGACCCUCGCCCGCGGCUCAAGGUUCCGCUACAGUGGCCGCACCGAGCGAGAGAUUCUGGAGAACAGGGUAAACCGUGACCCUCCGGACUUCUCACGGUCUUCUGUGAAGCAGCAGGCACCAAAGAGGAAGAAGAAGGGCGCUUAUAUCUCCAACUCUGCCAAGGAGAUCUCGCACGAUUCGAUGGGGGAUGAGCCGACGACCCCGGGAACCCCGGAGAGCCCCAGUUCUCCAUCGUCGCUGAUGGACCAGCAGCCAGACACGAUCCUGGAGGAGCCGCCGCAGGAGGCAGCCGUCGACGUGCCGCUCGUGAGGGAGACAAGCGGCUGGGAGAAGACGAACAGUGGCUGGAAGUACGCGCCAAUGCACUCGCUCGACCUCGACGAGUCAGCUAUCAGGAACCUCGACCUGAGCAUGGAAUCAGACGUGUUCCAAUCGUCGGCCGUCAACCACGUUCACGCCUCGCCGCGCGACGCUACCGCCGCCGCCGCCGCCACGUCUACCCCGCGUAACCCCGAACCUCCGAAGCAGCUGUGGGCGCAGGAUGCGUCGCCGGGCGCAGAGGGAGCGGCCGCCGCCGCCGGGGUCAAGGGUCGGUCGUGGGCACGGACGGUCGUCGCGACGGCGUUUGUCAUGACGCUGCUCACGCUCAUUGCCAUCGUGCUCGUCAUGGAGCUCGACGCUCUGCGCGACCUCCGCGCGACACCAGAGGUCGCCGCUCUCCGCGCGCAGUACUACGCGCCGGCGAAGAGGGCGCUCGGCAUCCCGUGAGGUGCGCCGGCGCCACCUGUCGGCGGAGGAACGGAGGGUGACGACAGAGGGAGCCACGGUGGGUGCAUGUCGGAGGGAGUCGCUGACCCACCGGGGAUCAUUUCGUCAUUGGUUUAGAGAUCCAACUAGUUUCGCAUCUAGUUGCCUGUUUCACUACGGAUAAAUGGAGUAGAGAUUGGAGUAGUAGUUCCUUGAUCAGCACUAGUACUAUAGCACGUGAGAUGCAGCAUACCUUGACAAGCCUCAGGGCCUUUCCUGCACUGUCGUGCAAGCGCACGAUUUUGCAGCAAAUAUGAAAGACCACAAAUACGAAUUGUUUUUGUCCUUAUAAGGAUGUGAAUGCACAAAUGAAUGAUACAGUGAUUACAGCCAACUUCUAUUUCUAUCAGGGGUACUGGGUCACAGUUUUAAUUGAACUAUGUAUCGCCGAAUUAAACUAUAUAUGUCGUUGCUGCGACCCGCACCCAAGCCCUGCCGACGAGCUAUUUUACAUAUUUGUCGGAGAGACGUAUUUUUACAGAUUUGACAUUCCACGAGGGAAUCGUAGUAGAUUAAUCGUGUAUCGUAAUCAUUUAAUUACGUACUUUAAACAUGUACAUUCCACUGGCGACUAUAUUUACGGGGAGAGCGGUGGACGGACGGAAUUUUUCGGUAACUUGUCCUGUACAUAUAUAUUUAACUGUCGCCGUUCGUUAAAAGACGACUUUUUAAAUGGAGUGGAUUCAAUUUUUAACGUGCACUUGUUUCGGCGAAGUGAUUAAUGAUCCAUCAUUUAGGCGUAGAUGUAGUCGUAACGUCGUUGUCCAUACUAAUCCCAGCGUGGAUAGCAUUCUAAAUAAUCUUUUCUGGGCGAAUAACAUUUCAUAUCUAGGAACGCAUAUAUCGUCACUGAUCUGGUGACGGAGUCAUCGCCUCCUGCGAGUUUGAAACUGUAAUUUUAGUGAAGUGUAAUUUUAUAAUCUCUAGGGACGCGUAGCCUAACACUAAAUCAAAACUUUCACGAUGGCUACUUCUAUUAAUUAAGGCAUUCUGGCGUUGGGGUUGGGGGCACGGUUAGGGCGAUGAUUAACGUUGUUACCUAGUCUUCCCCCUAUCCUGGUGCUCUCUUCCAAGAAACCCUAAUCGCGUAAUGUACAAUGUACCAGACCAUCUGGUUUAACGAGGGCCAAAUUUACAUACAUACACCUGUCUAUCAAAUACAGAAAUCAUAACUGUGACGUCGUACAUGCUACAGAACUAUGACGGCGUGGACGCCACGGAACUGUGACGUACACGUCACAGAACUAUGACGUACACCUCACAGAACUGUUACGUGCACGCCACAUAAAUAUGUAGUGUAAACCACAGAACUAAGAAGUCUCGUCUGACGUGUUACUGCUCACCUGCGUCACGUGAUGUACGGAGCAACGAUGACGCUCAUGCGCUGGUCUCCCCGGGAAGGUACUGUGGGCGUGGCCGAGCCUGCAUCCUCGUGUUACGUCACCAAACGCUGCGAGUUUAGAAUAUAGUCGUUAGUUAAUUUGUCGCUAAGACGUCGUGGUGUUCCCUGGAUGACUAAACAUACCGCAGGUUGCACAUUCCAAUUAUUUGUGGAAGUACGGAUGUCCUAUAUAUACACGUUUACAUGUACGUAUAUACGCGUACAUAUGUAUAUAACAACAGGUAUAGGUUCCCGUUUGAUUCCCCGUUGAAGAUAUUAGUCGGAUUGUAGCGAUACGUUUGUGCGUUUUUAGCGUUCUGUACGGAAUCGUGUGCAUGAAAUUUUUCGCCUCUCGCGUUUUGGGUGCAGAGGGGAGAGAGAUGCGUCUGCGCACUCGUGGGUGGUGGGUGUUUUUUUUUAAAUGGAAAAAACGUGCUUUGUACUUGUGUUCUUUCUAUACUCCCAGUGACCUGUUCGUGUUAUCUCGCGUGAUUUCCAAGCAUCGUGCAGCUUCACAGAAUCGUACCUCGCUUCACCCCCUAAUUAAUAAUAGUGAUAAUAAUUAGCAUAUUUAUUUUUACCCGCCAUUAAUGCGUAUUUAAUUAGUAGUUACAAUCGUUCUACAGGUUAUUUGUCAUAAUUAAUAUUUUUGUAAUACGGAUGAUGAUGAUGAUGAUGAUGAUGAUGAUGAUGACGAUGGUGUUGAUGAUGACGACGAUGACGAUCGUGAUUAUAAAGGAGAGGUGAGAGUGGGAUGUACGGGGAGGCGGUAUUGUGUUAAUAGGUGGCAGGUUAAAAUGUAAUCGACUGCCAAGGUGUGACGCCCUGGCGGUUUUCGUAAUGCGUGUGUUUCUGUGGCGUUAGAGUUUGAAACCGAGUUACUAGUGAUUUCUACUGUUUUUACUGCGAGCGUUUUCGAGUCAGUGAUAUUAUUAACUCGGACCAUCGACGUAAUUGGCGAACUGGCACGGCGAUUGCAGGUGUAUUACCUUAUGAUCGCAGGUGUGACAUCUGUGAUUGCAGGUGUGACAUCUGUGAUUGCAGGUCUGGCAUCUGUGAUUGCAGGUGUGGUAUCUGUGAUUGCAGGUGUGGCAUCUGUGAUUGCAGGUCUGGCAUCUGUGAUUGCAGGUGUGGUAUCUGUGAUUGCAGGUGUGACAUCUGUGAUUGCAGGUGUGUUACCUAUGAUCACAGAUGUGGCAUCUGUGAUUGCAGGUGUGUUACUUAUGAUCACAGGUGUGAUAUCUGCGAUUGCAGGUGUGCCAUCUGUGAUUGCAGGUGUGACAUCUGUAAUUGCAGGUGUGUCACCUGUGAUUACACGUGUAACAUCUGUGAUUGAAGGUGUGACACCUGUGAUUACACGUGUGACGUCGGUGAUUGUAGUUCUGUCACCUGUGAUUGCAGGUAUGAUCAUCAGGUAACAACUCAAUGUCGUUCCUAUCUAGCGGGGAGCAUCAUCGUGUAGUGACAACAAUUUACUAUGUGUAGAAGAACUAGAAUAAGGCAUCGUCAAUCGCGUCGUGAUGAGCGUGGUUGUACUUGUAGCUUCAAAUCAUUACCUGGGUAUAGGAAGACGGGAGAACGGGAGACACGUGUUGGUGUGUAUAAUUGUAUGUAACUCACUAACUGUAAAGUUACGGAGAAGUUGGGAGAACUAUAGAUGUUCACGCUUGAGGUAGAAAGAACACUGUGCCAUCGUAUAGAUGUAAUAUUGCAUAAGGUGUAGUAGGAGACAAAUAGACAGUAUCGUUACGGCUGACUGUCGUUGUGGUUCUCGUUGCCGUGUCUCGCAUUCAAACGCUACAAACGCGAGCGUACUGCAGUGAAUAUAUACGAGUGUAGUCGUUGCGACGCUAGCGUCAUCGCUCGGCUGUCGCGGUGGCGAACUCGUUUCAGAACUGUCGUGAUCUUAGCAUGGAAUUUUAGUUUGCACGUUUUAUCAUAUACUUACCUAAAAUGUGAAUAAAAUCGAAUAAAGAUGACCAAUAACUAAA